Penicillium soppii is the source of this 375-nucleotide messenger RNA. Its product is annotated as SEC61-beta family protein. The record is from RefSeq and is a predicted model, not a curated record. Gene Ontology annotation, biological process: intracellular protein transport. The coding region runs from base 1 to 375 and encodes 124 amino acids. Lineage: Eukaryota; Fungi; Ascomycota; Eurotiomycetes; Eurotiales; Aspergillaceae. The transcript has 3 exons. Gene Ontology annotation, cellular component: Sec61 translocon complex.
AUGGCUGCCCCCCGCCCCGCCUCUCCCUUGACCUCGGGCGCCGAGUCUGGCGCAGAAAAGUCCGGCGCCGGCGCCGCUGCCACCGGCUCCUCCGUCAGCCGUCCCUCUUCUCCCUCAACCCCCGGCGGUCCUCGCGCUGCCAUGCGUCGACGCGCUGCCGCCGACCACAAGGAGACUAUCCGCAACGCUCGUCCUAGCUCCACCCGCUCUGCCGGCGCUGGUGGCUCCUCCGGCACCAUGCUCAAGCUCUACACUGACGAGAGCCCCGGUCUCCGUGUCGACCCCGUUGUUGUCCUCGUCCUGAGUCUGGGCUUCAUUUUCUCCGUUGUUGGCCUGCACGUCAUCGCCAAGAUCACCCGCAAGUUCUCUGCUUAA